This is a messenger RNA of Ectocarpus siliculosus, 705 nucleotides long. Lineage: Eukaryota; Phaeophyceae; Ectocarpales; Ectocarpaceae. The record is from the annotation of a GenBank genome assembly.
AUGUCAGCCAGAGAUUGCUACGAACUUGGCCACGAAAACUGUGCCACAGACAACCGCUGCGUCCUCGAGUACAAUGUUGAAAACGAACACCCCACAUGCGUUCCACGCCAAAUGCAUCGCCUGCUUACUGAUCACGAGGUUCGUGUGUUGGAAAGAGUCUUUGAACAGGUUCUUCUGCAAUUUUUUCGUCCUGAAAAUACAGCCUCAAACGUGCUCGAUCAGUCUAUACAGCGUCUUGCUCACGAGCUGAGGCCGAGAGUGGAGUGGAACAUUCGGAGUCUCACGGCGCAGGGGAACAUCGCGUCGUGGAUGAAUGGUGUGGCCAAUGUGUCGCAAGAUAUCAUCCGCGAAGUCAAUCAACGAAGUCCGCGGCUACAGCAAUCGUCUCUGCAACAAGUUUCCCCGAGCGAUCAAGAGAGGAUAGCGUCCGCCGUUCGUCGAGUACAGCACGAACGUCGCAGACUGAUGGCUAUCGACAGAGAUGUAAGGCGUCGACAAAUCCCGGGAUGGCUCAUUCGACGUCGAGCACGGGAAGCACGGGAAGCACGGCGAGAAGAAGAAGAAAGGAGAGAACGCCUUGCACAACGUGAACUUGAUGAGGCGAAUGUAGAGUUGAUGGCUAAUGCCCUCGUGUGCGUCAUCAUAUGUGCACUGAUUCUCCACAUUGAUGUGAUUUACCCGAUACUUGGUGAAUUUUUCUUUUGA